AGCGAUGAUCCACGGCGUUGAAAUCCCAAGAAAGGCGGUGUGGCGUCCGUAGCUAUUUUGGCUCAAACCGCUACUGCUCAGGCCACUUGGCUUUUGCCGAGGUCACGCCACCACUUGCCCCGACGCCAAGCCGUCCUAUACCAAAUGAGCUCCCGAGUUUCUCCUGAGCCGAAUUGGUCGCAGAAGGUUCGUUACAUACCAGCGAAUGUGAACGGCAAGCAGGUAGUGGUCAGCCAGGGGGGAGACGCGUUCCUCGUCGACAACAUCGAGCUGAGGAGCGCAGGGAUGCCUGGAGUCCAGGGCCGGUUCAGCAAGGACUUGGAUGACCGGGAUCCAUCCGCAAUUGUGAUGUUUGGUUCCAAGGUGCAGGGCGAACUCGAGGGCGAUUGACUCAAGGUGGUGCUUCCAGAGGCAGCUCCAAGGCCGCAAGAAAUGCUGCCCGCGGGGAGGGUUCGUUACAUACCAGUGAUGGUGCACGGCAAGCAGGUGGCGGUCGGCCAGGGCGGAGACACGUCGACAACAUCGAGCUGAGGAACGCAGGGAUGCCUGGAGUCCAGGGCCGGUUCAGUAAGGACUUGGAUGACCGGGAUCCAUCCGCAAUUGUGACGUUCGGUUCCAAGGUGCAGGGCGAGCUCGAUGGCGAUUGGCUCAAGGUGGUGCUUCCCGAGCCAGCAACGGCCGCUGGGGUUCCCGCUGGGAUUCCCGCGAACAGCCACGUGGUGCACGAGAAGUAUGUUGGCCCCAAUACAAAAAUGUUUGGCCUCGGUGGCUGCCUCUUGUGCGGUUGUCUGGCCCUUCUCAUCUUUGCCUGCCCCGUUGACGAGCGGGAUGUGUACGUGGCGCCGAAUGGGGCCAAGUACACCCUGAGCGGCGCCCGGAUCCAGUAGACCUGAGGGCCUCCUCCUCCUCCUCCUCCUCCUUAUCCCUCUCCUCCGAGGCCCUUGCCCAACCUCCUCCAACUCGCGCUCUUGUGCGGCUCCGCGAGGGGCUCGCGCUUUUUGCCGAGCUCUGUACGCCGCUCACCCGCUCACCUAUGUUUGAGCCGGCUGGGAGAGCCCACAUACAAUUGGAUCAUAACCCGUCUGCGAGGCCAGAGCCAUGAGCGAUGGAUAGAGUCCAUCGCCGCUUUUUUUACAGACAGGCGCUCGCGCACGGUCGGACGGAAUGACGUCUGCCCUGCCGAAGUCCGGUGGGGAAAGCGUGUUGUGGCGAGCUUCUCUUGUUUUCUCCGGCGAUUCCCUACACGAUGCUCAGUUUGCCUCUUCCUGCUCCUCCUCGAGCCGACGGUCGGAGGGCGCGUCGUCGGCGCGCGCCCCGCGGGCUCGGAGGAGCAAUGCCUCGUGGUGUAGAGUGCCGCGAGGGUCGAGGCCGCAAGGGAAAACACAAUUGUUUCCAACCAUCCUGUGCUGUUGGGUCC
Molecule: messenger RNA, 1417 nt
Organism: Prorocentrum cordatum
Lineage: Eukaryota; Dinophyceae; Prorocentrales; Prorocentraceae
Source: the annotation of a GenBank genome assembly